CCGGGUAACAAUACUCAUAGACAACCAAAAUUUUAUGGUCUCUGAUCAUACUUCUUAGUGUACAAAAGAGUAAGCUUAUAUUUACAAAAUGGAACGUGAAAGUGAUGCCGUGAAGGCCCGCUGCAGGUCAGGUUGCGGCUUCUAUGGCAAUCCAGCUACAGACGGACUGUGUUCUAUUUGCUAUAAGAAUACUUUAAAGAAAAAGCAAGAACCUCCAACUGCUUCUACACCAACUACCACUACUACAUCCAAUAGCAGCGCUAUCAGUAACUCAAGUAACGCAGCUUCAAAUAAUGGACAAGGAGCUGACAAUGUUUUACCUUCCAUUUCUACUAGAACUGGUCAAACAACUGUACCGUGCCUCGAAAAGGAGAACAAUGCUGCUGAGGUGGUAUCGGCUGAAGUUUCAAGUGAUAACAUCUCUGAAAAACCCAAUGGCAGUUUUGAUAGUAAAGAUAGCGAUAAAGAUUUGAAAAAGAAGAAAAAUCGUUGUACUACAUGCCGUAAGAAGGUUGGUUUAACAGGUUUUGAAUGUCGAUGUGGUGGAUUAUUCUGUGCUGUUCAUAGAUAUAGUGACAAGCAUGAUUGUGGAUUUGACUACAGAGAAUUAGGUGCCCAAGAAAUUCGCAGAAAUAAUCCUGUUGUGGUGGGCGAAAAAAUUAAAAAAAUUUAAACUUUUAAUAUAAUUAACUAAGACAAUUCAUUGGUAAUUUUAUAAAAAUCUCAAGAUAAUUUUCAAUCAAUAAUAAAUAACAGUGAACUACCAGAACAGUAAUAGUUCUUCUGUUUCGUAAUAUUAUAUGCCAAUGAUUUCAGGUAAUGCAACUAGUGAUGCUGAGUGUUUGCAGCAUAUUAGAUAUGAUUAUUAUAGCAAAUUUAGUGUUAUCAAAUUAAUUAUUACGUUGCAAUAUUGCUUUUGUCUUCUAUGGUAAAUUACUAUUUCUCAUGUUUAUUCUAACAAUAGUCAGGUGAUGUAAACUAUUACACCUUCCCAUAUUUUUAUUACUAAUACAUUAGUGUCUUAAGCGCUGUUUGUUUUGUCAAAGUUGUCUUAAAUGUAGUAGUAUAAACCAAUUAAAAUAUUGCUAGUUACAUGCCUAAGAGCAUCAAACAUUAUUGUAAAUAGACAUAUUUUUGUUAAUUCCCUUAAUAUUUAUGUUUUAAUUCUUGAAGAACUUUUACCUACAGUGUUAUAUAUAUAUUUUACAAAAUAGUAUGUUCAAAGCAAUGUAUAUUAAAUUAUUAAAUGCUUAGUUGUACAGACAAUUUUAAAAUAUGACACAUGCAGAUUACAAAUGUAGUAUCAAUGAAAAUUAUUCUUAAAAAAAAUUAAUAUUAAAUUCAGUACAAAUGAUGCAUAAUACAAGAGAUCAAGCCACGGCGUGUUUUAAAUAUGUUAAGCUAUCUGAGGCUCUCCUUCUUAGUCUUUUUAUGCUACCAGUUGCUUAGCAAUAAUUUCAUAAUUAUUGACAAAAUCUAUUACACAUGAACACAUACUCUAUCUUGUUCUCAA
Molecule: messenger RNA, 1513 nt
Organism: Ctenocephalides felis (cat flea)
Lineage: Eukaryota; Metazoa; Arthropoda; Insecta; Siphonaptera; Pulicidae
Product: AN1-type zinc finger protein 5-like
Molecular function (GO): zinc ion binding; DNA binding
Source: RefSeq, a predicted model, not a curated record